UGCGUCACAGCGGCCCAGACUCGGAGCCGCCGCGAUCCCCGUUAGCCUUCUGUUCGCUCGUUUGGUCGAUCGCCUGCAGAUAUGGUCAAGAUCGGCUUCAACUCGCCUGUCGCUCAGAAGGAUGGGAAAGGCGCUCUCCUGGUGCCCGAACCGGAUCCAGAAGCUGCUGCAGUGUCUGGAAGAGAAAAUUCCACUGGAAGAUGUUUAUUUACUCUUCUUGGAUUGGCUUUCAUACUAUCUGGAUUGAUAAUUGGAGGAGCUUGCCUGUAUCGAUUCAUUGUGCCAAAGAACAAAGUGUUCCAUGGUCGCAUGCAGUACUUGGAUUCUCGUAUCCUAUCAGAUGACCCUGAAACAGAGGCUCCUUAUUCUUUUGCUACAGAGGAUGUGCAGUUCUUGGGAAAUGAUGGGAAUGUGGCAUUUAUUGAUGUCCCAGUUCCAGAAUUUGAUGAUGCUGAUCCAGCAGUCAUUAUUCAUGAUUUUGAGUUGAUCCUAACUGCUUAUCUUGAUCUGAAAUUGGAUAACUGCUAUGUGAUUACUUUGAAUACUUCUGUCAUCAUGCCUCCACGCAACCUGCUCGAAUUGUUCAUGAGACUUGCAACAGGUGACUACUUGCCUCAGACCUACCUUGUUCAUGAAGAUCUGAUGGUGACUGAACGUAUUGACAAUGUUGAUCAGCUGGGUUAUUUCAUCUACCGUCUCUGUUCAGGGAAAAAGACCUACAGAUUGCAGCACAGAAAUAUGCUGAAAGGUAUCCAGAAACGCUCAACAGAAAACUGUCACAGAAUCAAGCACUUCGCUAAUAACUUUGUGCUUGAUACCUUGAUCUGUGAACCAUAUGGAAUUUAAAUGAGGGAUGCUAUUUUUACCCAGCUGACUGUAGAAGCUUUCCACGUGCAGUACACGUAAUCUAUAAGUAAUGUGUGACAAUCAAAAGCCUUAUUAGCUUUGCUUUGCAGUUUGUAUUCCAGUGCAAAUACUGUUGCUUCACUAAAAGGCUUUUCCGAUGCAGCUUUUGUUUGCACUGUUUAUUCAAUAGAUUUAUCGACAUCUGUUCUUACAAAUUUGCAAUGUAGUUUUUAUUCUCGAUGUAAUCGGACUACUCAAAGGAAAUUAAGAAAUGUACUGAUGUCAGGGAAUGGAAAGUCCAUUUUUUCUUUAAUGGUAAUACCUUUCAAAGUGUAUUUCGAAAGAUUGGCAUUCACAUGGAAAGCAGAAUUAGAAUUUGUGCACCUACUGUAUUGAACUUGUUUUGUAAUGUAAACAUUUGAAAGUGAGAUUUACCUUGUUUUUGUGAUGUAUCAUGGAAUAGUUUGAUGUUCGCACAAUUAUAUAACAGUCUUGCAUAAAAGUGGAGAAUCCACUCAACAAAAAAGUUUUUGAUUUUAGAUACUCAGCUGUGGUUAAUUCUAAUUCUUACAAUUUAAUAAGUAAAUUCUGCAGCCUACAUGUUGUUAGAGCUCCACUCAGAUGUCAUCUGAUUUGACAUAAGGUGGAAAAAAUCAAAUUGGAAGAUACCUAUCUAGUUUAUUUUCCAGCAAUUUUAUUGAACACAGGACUACAUUACAGUUGAGGUUAAAUUUGAAUUACUUACCCUGUGGACCAUGUAAUGUAUUUUCUCAGUAUUGUAACAUUUAUUAAAUGUCCUUAAAAUUA
Rhincodon typus (whale shark) is the source of this 1653-nucleotide messenger RNA. RefSeq names its product integral membrane protein 2A-like. The transcript has 6 exons. The coding region runs from base 82 to 846 and encodes 254 amino acids. The record is from RefSeq and is a predicted model, not a curated record. NCBI's taxonomy places the organism in Eukaryota, Metazoa, Chordata, Chondrichthyes, Orectolobiformes, Rhincodontidae. Gene Ontology annotation, molecular function: amyloid-beta binding. Gene Ontology annotation, biological process: negative regulation of amyloid precursor protein biosynthetic process. Gene Ontology annotation, cellular component: extracellular exosome; plasma membrane; Golgi apparatus.